Messenger RNA from Danio rerio (zebrafish), 984 nucleotides. The record is from RefSeq and is a predicted model, not a curated record. Lineage: Eukaryota; Metazoa; Chordata; Actinopteri; Cypriniformes; Danionidae.
GAUAAAAGGAAGAAAAAGAGCCGGCUGGCGUCGUUCUUCAGAGCGUGCAGAAAACACAUGAAGAUCUCUUGCCUCACGUCCAACAAAGAGGAGAUGGAGGAUGAAGAGGAGGAAGAGCAGAAAGAGCUCCCAAACUCUCCAGACAAAGGCACUGAUGAUGACUCUCUGUGCUGCUCCACGUUUGAGGUCUGUCUGGAUGUGAAUUCUGUCAUCAUUCAUGAAAUACGCUCUGUGGAGGACGAGAUGGACGUCAGUAAAGGAGAAAUCACACUGACACACACUAACUUAUCCUGCGGAGAUCAAAAGGAGGAAAAGGAGGACAGGAUUAUGGAGGAGGAGGUGAAAGACAAGAAAAAGAGAAGGAGAAGGAAGAAAGUGGAAAAGGUGGAGGAGCCAGUGAUGGAGAAAGAGGAGGAAAAGAUUAAAGAGGAGGACGGAGGGAAAGAGAGAAAGAUAAAAGAGGAGGAAAUACAUGAGACAAUGAUGGAGAAGGAGGUGGACAAGAUUGAGGAGGAGGAGGAUGGAAGGAAAAAGAGAAAGAGAAGGAUGAAAGAGGAGAAAAAGGAGAGAAGGAGCAGGAGGAAAGAGGAGAAGGAGAUGAGCAGGAUAAAAGAAGAGAAGGAAAGUGAGGAGAAUGAGGAGGACAUUGAGAUGAUGGACUUGAAAGUGGAGAUAAAGGAUGAGGAGGAGGUGAAGAAGAGAAACAGAAAGAGGAAAAUCAGCAGCAGGGUGAGCAGGAGAAUGAUGAGAAAGAGAAAUAAGAGGAGGAGAAUGAGAGGAUGAUGGAGGAGGUGGAGAAAAACAAUAAAAGAUGCAUUCAAAUUCUUUUGUCCCCGUCUGUUUUGUUCAUCUGUUCAAAUAUCUGAUUAAAAUGAACUCUUGGUGUUGUAAAUAAACUGAAAAAGAUAAUAAUAAUCAGCAGCAGGAUGACGAUGAGGAGGAGAAGUAAAAGGAGAAGGAUAAGAAGAUGAAACAGGAAAAUAA